Synchiropus splendidus (mandarinfish) is the source of this 1854-nucleotide messenger RNA. Its product is annotated as carbohydrate sulfotransferase 11-like. NCBI's taxonomy places the organism in Eukaryota, Metazoa, Chordata, Actinopteri, Syngnathiformes, Callionymidae. The coding region runs from base 354 to 1373 and encodes 339 amino acids. The record is from RefSeq and is a predicted model, not a curated record. Gene Ontology annotation, molecular function: sulfotransferase activity. Gene Ontology annotation, biological process: carbohydrate biosynthetic process; proteoglycan biosynthetic process. The transcript is spliced from 4 exons. Gene Ontology annotation, cellular component: membrane.
GUUUAGCGGAGAAGUUUGAGAAGAGCCUCGACUAACUAACUUUCGGCGCCUCGGAACCGCGGCUGCUCAGCCACCUGUAGCGUGAGGACUUGUCAGGAGCGUGUGUUGCCAGGUUUGGAGCCCUGUUUUAGGCGCUUUCAGGCAGAAAUGUGUCCUGACAUCGGAGGUCGCCUCAGCCUGCGGCGAGUCCUCGUGUGCCGCUUGUAACGAGAGAGAGGAGCGACGCGACCCUUUGAUGGACAGCGAAGGCUCGUCCCCGUGUUGAUCGCGAUUCCUGGCGCGUCCAGUCCAAACCACCUGGCGGUCUCGCAUGAGCCCGAGCCAGGCAGCGGCGAGGGCUCGGGGGCUUCAGGAUGAGGAUGCCCAGAGGAGGACGCCUGCUCCUGGCGACGUGCCUCUGCUCGCUCUUCCUUCUGGUGCUCUACUUCCAGACGAUCACGAAGGAAGAGCCUGAAACCAAGAAGAGCAGCAGCCCAGGGAAGAGCAGGAGAAGUCCACUGCAGAGCCUGUACAGAGGAGACCAGCAGCCGCCGGAGCUGCUGGCGGCUCACGGGCCCCUGAGGGGCCGGCGGGAGCUGCUGGAGCAGGCGUGUCUGAGCCACACCAGGAAGCGGCGGGUCCUCUCCGCGGACGACCUCAAACACCUCAUCGUGGACGACAAACACGGGCUCAUCUACUGCUACGUGCCCAAGGUGGCCUGCACUAACUGGAAGCGCGUCUUCAUGGUUCUGACCAGCGACGGCCGCUACACUGACCCGCUCGCCAUCCCGGCCAACGAAGCCCACGUGGCGGGAAACCUGCGCACGCUGUCCCAGUUCCCCGUGGCCGAGAUCAACCGGCGCCUUCGCAGCUACCUCAAGUUCAUCUUCGUGCGGGAGCCCUUCGAGCGGCUGGUCUCCGCGUACCGCAACAAGUUCACCCGCAGCUACAACACCGCCUUCCACAAACGCUACGGCACCAAGAUCAUCCGCCGGCACCGGCCCGACCCGGACAAGCAGGCGCUGGAGAACGGCAGCGACGUGACCUUUCUGGAGUUCGUCCAGUACCUGGUGGACCCGCGGACGCAGCGGGAGGAGCCUCUCAACGAGCACUGGGAGCGCGUGCACUCGCUCUGCCACCCCUGCCUGAUCCACUACGACGUGGUGGGCAAGUACGAGUCCCUGGAGCCCGACACCCAGGCGGUGCUCAGACUGGCCGGCGUGGACGGCGCCAUCCAGUUCCCCACCUCCGGCAAAAGCACCAGGACGGACGGCGACAUGGCCGCCCGCUUCUUCAAGCACGUCAGCCCCUUCUACCAGAAGAAGCUCUUCAACAUGUAUCGCAUGGACUUCCUGCUGUUCAACUACACGACUCCGGAGUAUCUCCGAACUUGAUCCUUCCCCUUUGCACUUUUGUUUCACAACUACUCGGCAGGAGCGGAGUCGGCGGUGACGGCGCGCGAGCGUUCGCUCCAGCCACACAAGUGAAGUCAUGAACACAGAUUUAAGGUCAAAUUUCAGUCUUCUUUUCUCCUUUUUUUUGAGCGACACCAACCUAGUAUUUCCUGGUUAAAGUUUCAAGGCUCCUUCAACAUGAAGACAUUCAUGACCUGAAGAUGUUCAAAACAUGAGUUUAGACUCGUAGUUGGAGCUAUAAUGUCAGUACUGUUGAGGUGAGUAGCAAGUCAUGCCUCCUGAAUCCCUGAUCGGAUUCUGAUUUAUCUUUUGUUUUGGGUCGACUGAAGCAACAACCGCUGUGUGUCCAGUUGUACUGAGCCAAGACUGAGAGGAGCAGGUUCUCCUCAGGCGUCCCGGUGAAGGGGGGACGGGGUGGCGCCCUUAAUUUAUGUGUGUCAGUGCAAGCCAGGUAUUUAUU